Molecule: messenger RNA, 1868 nt
Organism: Sander lucioperca (pikeperch)
Lineage: Eukaryota; Metazoa; Chordata; Actinopteri; Perciformes; Percidae
Exons: 4
Coding region: 1-690 (229 amino acids)
Source: RefSeq, a predicted model, not a curated record
AUGCCAGUGGAUGUUCUGAAGGACGGGAGUGAUGUGAUCACAGGAACGGGUGUGUUUCGGCAGCAGAGAAGAUUGAGCAGGAUUUUAAUCUUAUGUUUGGUGACGCCACCUCUGCAAAGUUCCUGGAGAAGUGGCCCACUGUCUACAAGCAGAAAGUCCUUGAACAAAAGCCGUGGCCUCACACAGACAGGGGAACUUCAAGACCUGGUUCAAAAUGCCGAGUCCACAACAGAAGUGGAAAAUGGAUGGGACAGUGACAUGUCAUCCAUUUUGGUUCUUGUCCACCUUUUGCCACUGUCACCUCAUGGCUGCAAGCGACCAGGAAAGCUCUCAGCCAAACAAGCCAGUGACCAUCUUGUGAAGUUCAUCAAGACUGGGACCAGUGUCCAAGGGCAUCUGGACAGCAUCAUGGAACGUCUUCAACCCUAUCUGCUUGCUGUGGGGACCAAGAGGAGUGUAAUUCACACUUACUUCAUUGUGAUUGACAAACAUGCAAUACCAUGUAAGUCACCAGACUCUCUUGCCUGUUUUGAUGAGCUUUUCAAAGCUCAUUUUGUCUUUGGUACCUCGUACAACCCAGAUCUAGCAAAUGUGUACAACUUUUUGCAAACCACCAUUUAUGAAAUAGAUGUUGAUUCCACUAAGGUGAAUCCUAGGGUUGCAGAGGUGAGGGCUCGGAUGCUGCGCUGAGUCAAACCUAAGAUGUUGUGUUUCAUUUGCAAAAGCCACCAGGCAAAUGCUAAUUCCCUAACAAAGCACUUAAAAUUGAUCCAUGGACUUUGUUCAGGAAAGUCACUUCGUCUGAAAUGCUGCCAGGCUGGUUGUUCACAAGUUUAUGCCACUUUUUCUGGGUAUAGAAAGCAUCUCAAUAAAGCACAUGAACCUUGUUCUGAUCCUGGUGAAGGCCCCUCUACAACUGAAGAUUUAGCAGCACGUCAUUUUGAGGACUUGCCAUUAAGAAGUUCCCCUUCUGACUCAGUCCUUCUCAGUAAGAGUCUUGUAGACAGCUGCGCUACAACAGUAGCUGAACUUAAAGUGGCAGGUGUAGGCGAAACAACCAUUAACUCUUUGGUAAUUUCCAUGGAAGAGUGUUGAUGAUAUCCAUAAUCAAGCAAAAGAAUCUCUGAAGGAGUGACUGUCUUUACAGGAGCCUAUCAAAAGUGACAUUGAGUGUAAAAUUGAUCAGUGUUUUGAAAAAAUGGAAAACCCUUUUGGUGUAUUAAAUUCUGAAACAAAGAGAAGGCAGUAUUUUGCAGAGAAGUGGGGAAGGGUAGACCCAGUUGAAUACGUUCUUGGCACAAGAUUUGAUACACUGCGCAAUCGGACUACUGAUACCUAUGAUCAGGUUGUUGUUAUUGAUUAAUUUGUUUAUAUCCCAAUUUUGAAAACAUUACAGUUUAUUUACAACCACCCUAAUAUAAAAGAGAUGAUGCAGACUGAUUUUAGUUCAAGAGAAAAUCUUCUUAAUGGCUUGUGCAAUGGAGAUCUUUUCAAGAAUCAUGCUCUAUUUUCAAAACAGAAGCAUGCAAUUCAGAUUCAGCUUUUCUAUGAUGAUUUUGAAACUGCAAAUCCUUUAGGAUCAAAACGGGGAAUACACAAAUUGGGAGCAAUCUAUUUCACCUUGAGAAAUUUUUCUCCAAAGUACAACUCAAUUCUGAAUAAUAUUCAUUUGGUCGCUUUAUUUCAUGCUCAAGACAUUAAAACAUAUGGCUUUUCUAAAAUACUUGAUCCAAUUGUGCAGGAUAUUAAAAUAUUGGAGAAGGAUGGAAUAAGGGUUCCCUUGUAUGAUCAGCCAGUGUAUGGAACUAUUGUUCAAGUUACAGGUGACAACCUUGGUCUUCACUGUUUAUUUGGUUUUGUCGAGUCUU